AUGCGGUUCACCGAGUUCCAGCCGCCGCUUUGCGCCGAGAUCCUGGCGGAGACCGAUGCUCUUGGCUUUGAAUACAUGACCCCCGUACAGGCAGCUACACUGCCGCUCCUGCUAUCGAACAAGGACGUGUGUGUUGAUGCGUGCACGGGCAGCGGGAAGACGCUGGCCUUCGUCCUGCCCAUUGUGCAGCUGCUCAAGGCGAAGCUGGCAGACGGAAGCAUCACGACGCCACGUCGUGCUGACCUCACGAAGCUCGUGGCUAUGAUAAUCUCUCCCACGCGUGAGCUGGCGCGUCAGAUUUUCGAGUGUGCCGAGAAGUUCUUUGCUAGUGCGUUGCCGAAGGUGCAGCUGCUGCUGUUUGUAGGCGGUACGAGCGUGGAUGAAGACUUGCUGCUGAUCCGGGGAGCCGUGGGAAAAUGCUCUGUAGUGGUUGGCACACCAGGCAGAACGGAGGACUUGCUGAAUCGCUGUGUGGGCUCUAGUGUCGAGACGCGCGAGUUUGAAGUGCUCAUUUUGGAUGAAGCAGAUACCAUCUUGGACAUGGGCUUUGAAGUGAGUUUAAAUAAGAUUCUAGCACACUUGCCUAAGCAACGACGUACCGGGUUGUUUUCGGCCACGCAGACCCAGGAGGUGAAGGCGCUCGCGCGUGCAGGGUUACGGAAUCCAGCGACGAUCUCGGUGCAAGUGGCGAACAACACACAAGUGACACCAUCCACACUGAAGAAUUACUUCUGUUUAGUUGGCCACGAUCAACGACUGUCGGCGUUACACCACUUUGUGCAGACCAAGAAGGAUGAGAAGCUCAUUGUUUUCUUCUCGACGUGUGGGUCUGUCGAUUUCUUUGGACGCGUGCUGGAAGAGUUGUUUAGCGGGCACACGAAGGUUCCAGUUGUGUCGUUGCAUGGUAAGAUGCCGCAGAAGAAGCGGACGACAAAUUAUGAUCACUUUUCGACGCUAAAAGCAGGACUUUUGGUGUGCACGGACGUCGUCGCGCGUGGCAUUGACCUGCCAGACGUAGACUGGAUCGUGCAGUAUGACCCGCCGCAGGAUCCAAACUUUUUUGUGCAUCGUGUGGGGCGCACAGCCCGUGCAGGACGCUCUGGUUGCGCGCUUUCUUUCUUGUCUUCGAACGAAGACGCGUAUGUGAAUUUUCUGAAGAUUCGUAAAGUACCGUGUGAAGAGAUGAUGCUUCCUGUCGACACGAUGGAGGAUGUCCUGCCCAAGGUAAAGUCUAUGAUACUGAAGGACCGGGAUUUCCUUGAAAAAGGCACGAAGGCCUUUAUAUCAUUUGUGCGCUCGUACAAGGAGCACCAAUGCCAGUUCAUCUUUCGCUUCAAGGAGCUCGAUUUGGGUGCUGUAGCUCGUGGAUUCUGUCUGCUGCAAUUGCCGAAAAUCAAUGAGUUGCGUAACGUGCGCAUCAAGUUCGAGAAGACCGACAUAAAGAUCACUGACAUCAGAUUUAAGGACAAGGCCCGUGAAAAAGAGCGUCAGAAGAAGCUUGUCGCUAUUGCAAAGGAGAAUGAAGCUCGCGAUAGAAAGGAUGCUGAGAUGCAAGAGAAGAAACGCAAACGGACGCUAGAGGAAGAGGAUCGGAAGCACCCACGUCGGCGUGAGAAGAAGAAAGGUUUGCACCAGCAAAUCGUCGAGGAAUGGGAGGAGUUGGCCGAGGAAGAAGCACUGUACAAAAAGAUGAGGAAGGGCAAGAUCACGGAGAAGGAGUACGAGAAAUCGCUGCUGGGCAAGGCAGAUGAUUCUGACGAUGACAACGAUGCCGAAGAUGACGGCGAAGGUACAAAGAAGAAAAAGCCAAAGUGGCAACGUGCAGAAGAGAAGCUGAAGGAGCAAUUCCGAAAGAAGGAACAGGUCGUAAAGAAAACUGCAGAGGAGAAGCGUGAGGCUGCAAAGCGCGAGGAACGCAUCCGUAAGCGCAAAAAAUCUCGGCACGUCCAGCGCGCUCUGCAAAGAGCCCAGCGCCGGGCGCGAUGCUAG
Molecule: messenger RNA, 1989 nt
Organism: Peronospora matthiolae
Lineage: Eukaryota; Oomycota; Peronosporomycetes; Peronosporales; Peronosporaceae
Source: the annotation of a GenBank genome assembly